CCCAUCUCCCCCCCAUUUUCUUCUUAUUCGAUCUCGCGCUUUCUCUGCAAGAAUCAUAUCUACCAUUCAGAGUUUUCUUGCUCACUGAAUAAUAGCAAAGGAGGGUUCAAUAACAUUUACUUAUUGGAAUUCUUGAAUCUCAGAUCUUCCUAGCUUCUUUAAUCAUGGGAAACUACGUCUCUUGCAAGCUAGCGAACCCAUUAUUACUCAAGAACUCAAAAUCAACAAAAGUGAUCUUCCCAUCCGGAGAAAUUGGCCAAAUCCACCAACCCACCAAAGCUGCUGAGCUCAUGAUGGAGACACCAAACUUCUUCAUCGUUAACUCCAAGUCCCUGAAAAUUGGUCGGAGAUUUUGUGCUCUCAAUGCUGACGAUGAUCUUCAAAAGGCAAAUGUGUACAUCAUGUAUCUCAUGUAUAGAAAGUACUCUGUGGUUACAGCAAGCGACUUGGGUGCUUUGUUCAUGGGAGCCAACUCUGCAGUGAAACGGGUUUCGGGAGGGAAAGUAAGGUUCCGGCCGGAUACUACUUCAGAUACGGCCGUGGACGGGGUGGCGGUUCCCAGGCUGAGCUUGGAAGGUACAGAAGAAGUUUCGACACCAGAGUUUAGGCAUAGGAUGUCCAUGUCACGGUCAAGGAAGCCAUUGUUGGCAACCAUAGAUGAAGAGCCAGUUCGUUCAAGAUGAUAAUGGGUUCUUCUAUGGAUUUUAAGGUCCUGGUUUUGUUUUAGGACAAAAGAAAAAUUAUGUUUUGGGAACAAAAUCUAUAAAUUGAGCCCAAUUACAAAAUUAAAUGUACACGAUUAUUUUCUCUUUUU
Molecule: messenger RNA, 814 nt
Organism: Hevea brasiliensis (rubber tree)
Lineage: Eukaryota; Viridiplantae; Streptophyta; Magnoliopsida; Malpighiales; Euphorbiaceae
Exons: 1
Coding region: 165-683 (172 amino acids)
Source: RefSeq, a predicted model, not a curated record